AUGUUCUCCUCCGCGCUCAAGUCCUUUGGCAGCACCAACAUCUCCUCCAACUAUACGAUAUCCCCGAAUCCAACCUCAACGGCCGGGCCAUGGAAGAUUUACGAUGCGAAAAAGAAGUCCACCGGCAAGAGUUACAGCGCCUUCGUCUUUGACAAAAAGGCCCUAGACGCACACGGCAGUUCUGUGGGCAAGGGCAAUGCCGCAUCCUAUAAACGCAGCGUCGAGGAGGUGGUUGAGCGCUUGAAAAAGGAAGCGUCCAGUUUGGCCAAGCUGCGGCAUCCGAGCGUCCUCGAACUUGUCGAGCCGGUGGAGGACACAAGAGGCGGUGGUUUACAAUUUGUCACAGAAGCCGUCACCGCGUCGCUGUCAGGCUUGCUUCAAGAAAAAGACGAGCAAGAACGCUCUGGCCCUGGCGGACGAUCCAGCCGAUACGUUACAGAAGAUGCCGACGGCGUUCGCAGAAGGAGAGAAAUCGAAAUCGACGAGCUGGAAAUCCAAAAGGGCUUAUUACAAAUCAGCAAGGCAUUGGAGUUUCUACAUGACAAUGCAGGGCUUGUCCACGGCAACCUGACUCCCGAUGCAUCUGACUGGAAGAUUAGUGGACUCUCUUUUUGUAGUCCCGCGGACAACUCGACCAAGCCUACCUCGAUCCAUGGCAUUAGUCUGCAUGAGGUCCUCAACUUGGACCCCAGGUUACCCAAGUUUGUCCAGCUAAACUUGGACUACACCUCUCCAGAUUUCGUCAUGGAUAACAACCUGACUCCUUCUGCCGACAUGUUCUCACUCGGUCUGCUGUGUGUGGCUCUAUACAACUCACCACACCAGUCGCCGAUAGAGUGCCAUGGAAGCCUCUCUUCGUAUAAAAGGACGUUUUCUUCGCCUUCCACCGUCCCCACGACGACCAACAACUAUCUCUCGUCCAGGCCGCUGCCUAGGGACUUGUCAAAUCAUGUGCUCCCAAAGCUCAUCACAAGGAGACCUGCACAGAGAAUGACAGCCCGAGAAUUUCAGCAGAGCGAGUACUUUGACAACGUCCUCGUCUCAACUAUCCGGUUUCUUGACACUUUCCCUGCCAAAACGCCCAAUGAAAAGUCUCAAUUCUUGCGAGGCCUCAACAAAGUCUUGCCCUCUUUCCCCAAGUCGGUUCUAGAAAAGAAGCUUUUGCCGGCGCUGUUGGAUGAGAUGAAGGAUAAGGACCUUCUUUCUCCUAUCCUGCAGAACGUCUUCAAGAUACUCACCUUGCUGCCGGCAGCGCGGAGAGCGUUCAGUGAAAGGGUUCGGCCCGCCCUGAAGGCUGUCUUUGUGGAAAACGCAAAACAGAGCCAAGAGAAAGAUCCUGCCCGAGACGCUGGCCUGAUGGUCUUCUUGGAGAACAUAGCAGUAAUAGCAGACAACACUAACGGCGGGGAGUUUAAAGACGCAGCCAUUGAGUGUCCCACUCCUGCAAUCGUUGAUGUGGCUCUGAGAAGCUUUUCCGUCGUGCUGCCUGUCCUUGACUUUAGCACAAUCAAGAACGAGCUGUUCCCCGUUGUUGCCGCGGUAUUUAGUCGAACAAACAGUCUUGCCAUCAAAGUCCGCGGUCUCCAGGCUUUCGUCGUCCUCUGCGGCGGCUCCAACGAAUCCAGCGCCGACGAUGGAGGCCUCAGCGGUUUGGAAGGAACCAAGAAGACGUCAUCAUCCAGCGCCCUGGAUAAAUACACUAUGCAAGAAAAGAUUGUACCUCUAGUCAAGGGCAUCAAGACGAAGGAGCCCGCCGUCAUGAUGGCCGCGCGAGACUUGAUGUACGUGGUCGGGCAGACAGCCGACGCCGAUUUCGUGGCCAUGGAUAUCCUGCCAAUCCUAUGGAGCAUGAGCUUAGGCCCGCUUCUCAACCUCAAGCAGUUCCAGUCUUUCAUGGACCUCAUCAAGACGCUGUCACGCAAAGUCGAGGACGAGCAGACGAAAAAGCUGCAGGAGCUCUCCGGCUCCAUCAACGGAUCUACAGCCGCCAUCAACGAAGACUUUAUGGCGUUUGGCGGAGUGACUGGAACCGCGUUCGAUGCUACAAACGGCAACGAGGACGACUUUGAAGCGCUGGUCAAGGGAAGGCCCGGAGGCAGCUCCAGCGCCGCGAGGACCCCAAGCUGGGAGGAUUCGCCGCACGUGGCCGCCGCCAGCGUCAGUCGUUCAUCAACGGCAACUCCCCAGACCCCGUCCUUCUCCUGGUCAACUCAGCCCCCCGUGAGCCCUCCCGUGAAGCAACCGAGCACGCUCCAAACCCAGCAGCCUGCUUUCCGCACCGUCACCCCUGACCUCAACCGCUUCGAAGUCAUGACGCCCAGCUCGACACAGUUCAGCCAGCCCCUGCAGCCGGCGCAAUCUGGCUUCCCGCAAACGCCGGCGCAGCAGUCUGCACCAAGCUUCGGCUGGUCGUCCACCGCUUCAACCACAGCCAAGAGCUUCACACCGCCGCCAUUGGCAUCAAACUACUCUUCUACAAUGUCAACUUCCAGCUCCGGCUCCGCGUUCGGCCAAGGCAUGACCAGUUCCAUGUCCAACAUGUCUCUCAACUCGCUCAACGCCCAAAGACCCACGCUGGGCGACUCUCGCGGCUCAUCGUUUUCCCUCGCACCACCACCAGCCGGUAACUCGAUGGCAACUCCCUCUACUUCAGGACUGUCAGGAUUCAGUCUCGCGCCACCGCCAACGGGAUCGCAAAACGUAUGGGCUUCGAGCAGUCCAUCUCAACAGCAGAAACCAAUGGGCUUUGGUGGGAUGAACAACAGCUCCAUGGGAAGCGGAAGUUCUUUCUCAAGUAGCAUACCUCAACAAACCCAGCAGCAGCAACAGCAACAGCAAAAGUCGGGUCUGGACAAGUAUGAAAGUCUGAUUUAG
Trichoderma aggressivum f. europaeum is the source of this 2874-nucleotide messenger RNA. RefSeq lists its product as uncharacterized. The record is from RefSeq and is a predicted model, not a curated record. The transcript is spliced from 3 exons. Gene Ontology annotation, molecular function: protein kinase activity; ATP binding. Bases 1 to 2874 code for a protein of 957 amino acids. Gene Ontology annotation, biological process: protein phosphorylation. NCBI's taxonomy places the organism in Eukaryota, Fungi, Ascomycota, Sordariomycetes, Hypocreales, Hypocreaceae.